AUGACGUCAGCAAACGGCAAGUCUACAUUUCUGCCUUCCACACCAGGCAUGGAUGGCACGCGGUCCUUUCUGGCCUUCGACGAGCUCUCGUCAUCACCCCGAACGCCAGCGCAGGCGGGUUCUGCCACCUCCAGUUCUCCGGCCCUUGACGGUAGGGCACAAGUGUCUGGCAAAUUGUCCUUGGCACCAGCGAGUCCAUCUGCAGGUCGAGGCGGAGCUCCUCAGCCUGCACCCGGUGGCCCGUCCAAUCGGUCUCUGGUCCGAGACGAAGAGCUGUGGGAGACGGUGGAUACGGAGUCACCCUUGAUGGGCUCGACGGACGGCUCGGAUCCAUCAGAUGUGCCUGCACAGGAUGGACCAUCUGCUUGGGAUAGCUGGAACCCGCGCAAUCCCAGGGCUUCCGCACAUGGCAAACUUAAGGCCUUGGAACGACCUGCACCCAACUCGCGCGGAAGCCGUUUGGGCGCGUUGUUGGGCAAGAGUGGAGCGGCCUCAACACCGCCGCGAGAGCCUUCUGCAGCGUUCGAACGCGAAGCUUUUCCCGUUGCUGCUCAGUCUAGAGAUUCUGAGCGACCGGCAAGAGCGCAGGUGGGAUCGUCUAGCAGCGCUUCGACGUCUUCUGAUGGCGAAAACGUCUUUAGACAUGCGCUGCGGACGGAGCGCGGACCGGAGUCGCGCGCAGUUGCAGAGCAAAGCGGGACCGCAUCGGCAGCGAUGGGUAGAAAAUUAUCGAAAAGCAGUCCUGUCUCUCCUAGCCCAUCAUCGACAGUCGCGGCAGAGCAGCCGCCUUCGCAAACCAGCCCCAACGUUUCUGCUGCGGCUGACACACUCGAGCCGCGAGUGAGGACAGGCAGCGUCGCGGCGAUGGCAGCAAGAUGGGGCGGCUCGUCCCUCAAAGACGCACACAUUUCCCAAUCAAAAGGCUCCGCUCCCGUGCCGGCGCCGCCUCCGCGACCCGAGAGAUCACCGCGAGAGCCGGGUCGACUGAGCUCUGCAUUUGCAUUGUCCAAGUCGCCUAGAUCUGCCAAAUCUCGCAGCAGGUCACGCGAUCGUGAUCAGAACGAGAAUGCUCGCGGUUCUGCGAGUCGAGCCUCGCCGCCAAGUCCAACACGACCAAGGCCAGACAACAAAGGUCGGAUCGAUAGUAAUCUCUGGCGCAAAGUCUCCGACAUCACUAGGAACGCGGACCAAGCGAUACCCAAUCCAGCUUCUUCUGUGAGUUCUGGCGAAAGUCCGAACGAAGGGCUUGGCAUCAGCAGCCCACGUCGGGCGUUGAACCGGACGGCUUCUCAUGGCGAUCUGAUGUCGCCAAGUAACGAUGACGUCUACACCGGAAAUAACUCCACUCAUCUUGCCAAUGGAGAUGUGUCGACGAGUUCUGCGGGAGAUGUGAUUAGUCCAGGCGCAGCAUACAAAGCUCAGGCCUUAUAUGGAGGUCAGGGGAACGCCUCUGCAUCUCUGACGAGCAACGACAGCUCCACGACCAGCAACACAGGAAGGGGCAGGCUCAGCAGGCUCCAGUACAACAAACCGGACCGCAUAUCCAUCAUCGGUGACAGGAGCUGGGACCUGCCAUCCCAACGCGGGGCUAGCGCAGGUGAAGGGAGUGACAUAUCGAGACCAACUACGACAAGGCGAGAAGGUGCAAAAGCGCAGGAUUUAGGUAGGCCAGACAAUGCGCACUCAAAUCGGUUCGAAGGCUCCUCCAUCAAUCAGGAUGGUCCUUUGCCCGCUUUGAGUUCUCAUCACAGACAAACGCAAAGCGUCUCGAGUGCCCCGAGAUCGAGUCACAACGAGCAGCGACUGAGCACGGCACCGCAUCGCGAGCUUCUGCUUCCUGCGCUCACCAGCGUCAGGUCAGCAGAAGCGACGUACAGUCUGUCUAGGCACGCAUCGACUGAGUACGGCGCUACCCACGAACCGAAGUCUUCCGCUGCGAAUGUGCUGGCUCAUGCUCGGGAGGACUUGCAGCUAGCGAACGGAAGCGGGUUAGACGCCGAUGACGAGGCGAGUCCGAGCACCACUGGAACCACAUCGGCUUCGCGUCAUGGCAGAUGGAGUCAGCGAAGCCACAACACUUCCCUGGGCGGCUCGAGCGAUGCGGGUUCUCUUACAUCUCCGGGGACCAGCAUUGGAGGGCAUCGCCUAUCACAAAACGCUCGUUAUUCGGGUCAUACCUCCGGAAAUGCGGCUGGGAGCGUGCGCCCCACGGGCAGCGCUGCAGCAGCGCCAGUAGAUGAAUCCCAGCCGCCCCCCACGCCGGGCCUGAGUGAUGUAGGCUCACCACGCUUUGGCAUGCUUUCUGAUGCUGAUAUCGCAGAGCUGGGCACAGUACCCGGCGUCUCUCCAGCUUCGCUCCUCAACGCAAAUGGUGCUCCUCUCAGUUCCAAGAGCGUCCUCACCAUCGCUCUGCAAAAAGCACAGAGCGCUGUAGUCAUGGACAGCGAUAACAAUGUGCCAGAGGCUAUAGCGGCGUACAAGCAGGCCGUCAGGUUGCUGCAAGAAGUAAUGGAUCGUAUUGCCCCAAAUCGGCCGCGGAAGAACAAGAGCAGCCGCGAGGAAGAGCGUAGGCGUUUGCGCGUCAUUGUGAGUAGACUUGAAAGUGCUCGCGAUGUCGCAUCUAUCACCCGCGCAAGGGUUCGAGCGCAGCGCUGAGCUGACCGCUGACUGCUCUCCUCGUAGCACGACACUUACGCGGAACGGAUACGCUUGCUGUCACUGUUGUACGAACCAGACGAAGAGAUCGCUAGCGCUUCAACUGAAGAUGGUGAUUGCUCGCCUCAACGCAGCGCCGAUGUGCAAGUCCCGAAGCAAUCUCCCCCAACAAACCGGUCACGAGGGACUAUACAGUCUUCGCUCGCAUUUCCCCGUCAGCCAGAGUCCGAGGCCGCGGACGCGCACUUCCGAGCGGAUAUUCGGCCAUUAGAAGGGGCGACGGGCUCAAAUGAUGUCAAAAGAGACGUCGCUCGCAGCUCUCUCACUACACCUUCUAUCUCCGUACAAGCUGAGCAGGUACAGCGCAAUCGGUCACGAGAUUCAACCCGGGACAGUCUCGACGACCAAGAGGUAUUGGCGGAAAAUGGACACAGACUUCCACGUCCGAACGCUGGGCACCACGAAGCGCAUCGAGAUCGAUCGGAUUCAGAAAGCUCGUUCAGAUCAGCUGUGGGCACUGGGCCUGGCUUGCCUUCCGGCGCUCUUCGAGUUCCCGACAUUACGCGUGCUAGCACUGCCUUGUCCGUUGGGCUCGAAGAAGAGUUCAAGACGCCGACCACGCCGUACUUUGAUGUAGACCCCAAUCUGUCGAUCGACGAUUUGCGCAGCGCAAGUACGCCUACCAGGCGCUCUUUAGACGAUUCUUCUCGGCCUGGACGGUCGUCCGAAUCCCGACGAGUGUACGAGCACCAAUCCAACUUGGGGUCCGGAGCUACAGGCUCUCUCUCUGGUGUCAGUCAACGACUCAACGUUGAACGACCUCUUAGAAGCCAUGGCACAGCGAUGGAGCGUCGAUCUAGUAGCGAGAGCAACGCCUUGGCUGCAGUCAACGCAGCUGCAGCAGAUAUGGGCUCUGCGAUCUCUACGCCCCGGACGAGUGGGGCCCACCAGCUCGAUCUGGCGCAGUCCACGGCCGACGCUGCGUCAAGCCAGACUAGGCUCAACGCAAGCGCUGCGAAAGGGACGACCAAUGGGGCGGCUUCAAGCCCCCACCAGCCUCGUCUGCUUGUAAGCCCUUCGGUCUCACGCGGGACCAUCAGCCAGCGGCGACAAAAGGUGCCGCACUUUCUGGACGUCAUGCCGGCGGCAAGGGCCCCUUCGCCCGGUUCUAAUGCGUCUUUAUCGGGCAACAGCUUGCUUGCCACUCCCACAAUGGAAGCGCUCACUUUUUUCGAUGCGCAGCGGACCGGCUCGGAAAAGAGCUCGAGCUCGCCAAGAAUGGAGCGCACUUCUGCUGGACCCCAUGGAUCUUUCGUCCCGUCGCCACCUCAUUCUGGAGGUCAGCUGGACUCGGCUGGUCGAAAGAGGGCUGCUUCCCAACCCGGAAAUCGUCGACCCCCUUUACCGGCGCAGUUCUUGCCGUCGAAUGGCGAAGGUGCACCGCCGAUGCCCCGGAUAAGCCGCAAGUCAUCUAUGCCAGGCUCUCCUGCUGGACCGUUGACUCCGGGUGCAGCCGCGACGGGCCUGCGUGUGUACGCUUCGACAAACGCAGCACAGGCUGCAGCGACGCAAAGAUUACACCCAAUGUCUAGAGCGGUGUCGGCCGGCCGCAGCCCCUCGAGUAGUGAUCGAGCGGGGCAAGCUCACUCAAAUAGCCAAGCGUCGGCAAUGUCUUUCGUCUUCCCUUCGGGUCUGCACUCGGCAUCGCGUGGCCAUCCUUCGUUUGCGUCUGGCAUCAAGGUCACAAUUCUACCCUGGUUAGGCGUGGGAGGUGGACCAGCGGAAUCGUCUAUCGCUCCGCCGAUUCCCAUCGACCCAUCCCUGCGGCCUUUCCAUCUCAUGCGUCAGCUGCAUUUGAGCAUCGUCAAGGGCGCUUUCGUCACCCGCAAGCUCUACGUGCCCAAGGAGUUGUGGGCGCAACAGGGAGCCAAGCUUUCAUCGCUGGAAAGCAAAAUUCGAGUGCUCUUGCUCGUCACAAGCGCGGUGCAAGGUCUGGAGACGGCCGGUGAGGCUUUGCUUCAGCCAGUAGGCGAUGAGCCUGGCUUGCUCGUGGCCCAGGGGGCAUACUUUGGAAAGCAGCUGGAAGAGUUUGACGCCUUGCUCGUGGAAGCGCAAAAUAAUGUUGCCAAAAAGCUGAGCUAUAUUGACGCGAUGGCCGGCAAAAAGACUUCGGUGAGUUUUGUCAGGGACUUGCUGAUCGACAUGGCUUGAUAGAUGCUCAACAAGUCGCGCGCUCGCAGGGUCUCGGUUCCUUUGGAUCGAAGCUUACGCGUGGGCUGGAUCGCAUGGCAAACGGCGGGAAAGGCGUGGACUCGCCCGCGACAUACGUAGACGCGUUGUCCCGCACGUUCACCCGAUCACAAGUGCUAGGUGAGUGGCGAUGACAUGAAGCCCUGAUGCAAUUUCUGCUAAUCGCUGUGCCUUACGUUUGCAGGUUCGCAUUUGGUCGCAAUCCUGCGUGCAGAAGGCCGCACUGGUCUCGCGCAAACGCCUGCUGCAGCAGGUUUGGAGGCCUAUGCUGCUCUUCCUGCGGAGUUGCGGGCGAUCAUUGAGGCCAGGCUGAGACGAGCUUCUGACUUUUACGCCAACGUCAUCGUUCGCAUCGCUGUACACGAUGUGCAUGUUCUCUCCGAACGGUGAGCAUUUAUUCAGCAGAACGGCGAUCAACCGCACCAAUCUGACGAGGUGCGUGCUUCUUUUGUACAGGCUGUCAAAACGCGCGCAUGCCGCUCUCUUGGAAUGA
Ceraceosorus bombacis is the source of this 5398-nucleotide messenger RNA. Lineage: Eukaryota; Fungi; Basidiomycota; Exobasidiomycetes; Ceraceosorales; Ceraceosoraceae. The record is from the annotation of a GenBank genome assembly.